AGAAACUGAGAAAUUCAGCUACUAUCAUAAAGAAGCCUAUAAAAAUUAAUGGAGAUGAGUAUAACAACAAAAAUGAAGCAGGAAAACCGAUUGGAAAUGAGGUUCUUGUUGGGCCAGUUGUACCAAUAGAUUUCAGAAUAAAAGCUAUAAUGAUGAAAGUUUUUAUACUGAAAUAUGGUGAAAAGGAAAUGUCACGUAUUAGUGCAGCAAUAUCCAUUGUAGCAGCAAGACAAAAAGAUAAUAAUGUUAAUAAAGGAUAUAGUCAAAAGGGAAUUGAUGCCGAUGAACCUAAAGUAUUCGACCAUUAUCAAAGAUAUGAUGAAGUCGACGUCGAAAGGGAUAAACAUAAGUCAUUCAUCAAUUAUCGAAGCCCGAGAGAGUUAGAGAAUAUAAAUAGUGCGAAUAUCAAUAAUCAAAAGAACAUGAAAAGUAUUGAAAAUAGAAAAACAUUGAUAAAAAGUGGAUUUGUUGAAAGAAAUGAAAGAAAGAAUAUAUGGGUGAAUGGCGAUGAAACUGAAGUUUUGUCUAAACUGAAUGAUGACAAUGUAAGCCUAAAGGCUAAAUUCAUUAAUAAAAUAUACAGUAAAGAAAAGCAAAAUGAAAUCGCUGUUAAAAAAGAUGAAAACAAGGUACUUGCCCGGUGCUCGAAUAUUGAUAAAGAUAGUGCUUCAGGGAAACUAGCUUAG
Dentiscutata erythropus is the source of this 686-nucleotide messenger RNA. The record is from the annotation of a GenBank genome assembly. NCBI's taxonomy places the organism in Eukaryota, Fungi, Glomeromycota, Glomeromycetes, Diversisporales, Gigasporaceae.